GAGAGCAGGGUUCCGGUUCCGGCGGAAGCGGGCGCGCGUUCGCGGUUUGCGAGGCAGCGGGAAGCGCGGCAGGCGCGAGGGAACCGGCGGCCGAGGGAGGAGACGCGACGCCGCCACCAUGACGGUGGGCAAGAGCAGCAAGAUGCUGCAGCACAUCGACUACCGCAUGCGGUGCAUCCUGCAGGACGGGCGCGUCUUCAUCGGCACCUUCAAGGCCUUCGACAAGCACAUGAACCUCAUCCUGUGCGACUGCGACGAGUUCCGCAAGAUCAAGCCCAAGAACUCGAAGCAGCCGGAGCGGGAGGAGAAGCGCGUCCUGGGCCUGGUGCUGCUCCGGGGGGAGAACCUCGUUUCCAUGACCGUGGAGGGGCCUCCUCCCAAGGACACUGGGAUCGCUCGUGUGCCGCUGGCUGGUGCGGCCGGAGGACCUGGUGUUGGCAGAGCUGCCGGAAGAGGAGUCCCGGCUGGUGCUCCCAUGCCCCAAGCGCCCGCAGGUUUGGCAGGUCCUGUGCGUGGAGUCGGUGGACCAUCCCAGCAGGUGAUGACACCUCAGAGUCGAGGGACAGUUGCUGCUGCAGCAGCUGCUGCAACUGCCAGCAUAGCAGGAGCCCCGACUCAGUAUGCGCCGGGCCGUGGAGGCCCUCCCCCUCCCAUGGGAAGGGGCACUCCCCCUCCAGGAAUGAUGGGCCCCCCUCCCGGCAUGAGACCACCCAUGGGCCCUCCUAUGGGUAUGCCGCCAGGUCGUGGCUCGCCCAUGGGGAUGCCACCUCCUGGCAUGAGGCCGCCUCCUCCUGGCAUGAGAGGUCCCCCGCCUCCUGGCAUGCGCCCACCUAGGCCUUGAGGCAUGUGCUGAACCGAUGGGAGUCGCAUGUUAAGAGUUGGGGGCUGACCUUGUUCAUCACAAGAAGGCAGGAACAGGAUUAGCUGUGUGUGUGUGCGUGCCCUCUGUUUUUUGAUGUCUGUCAUGUUGCCCUUUCUAAUAAAAUUUUGCCAAUU
Candoia aspera is the source of this 996-nucleotide messenger RNA. It is a transcript of the gene SNRPB, whose product is annotated as small nuclear ribonucleoprotein polypeptides B and B1. The transcript has 7 exons. Gene Ontology annotation, cellular component: U5 snRNP; catalytic step 2 spliceosome; U1 snRNP. The coding region runs from base 119 to 841 and encodes 240 amino acids. Gene Ontology annotation, biological process: mRNA splicing, via spliceosome. Lineage: Eukaryota; Metazoa; Chordata; Lepidosauria; Squamata; Candoiidae. The record is from RefSeq and is a predicted model, not a curated record. Gene Ontology annotation, molecular function: RNA binding.